Messenger RNA from Postia placenta MAD-698-R-SB12, 321 nucleotides. RefSeq lists its product as hypothetical. Gene Ontology annotation, cellular component: prefoldin complex; cytoplasm. Lineage: Eukaryota; Fungi; Basidiomycota; Agaricomycetes; Polyporales; Adustoporiaceae. The record is from RefSeq and is a predicted model, not a curated record. The transcript is spliced from 3 exons. The annotation marks the transcript as partial. Gene Ontology annotation, biological process: protein folding; chaperone-mediated protein complex assembly. Gene Ontology annotation, molecular function: protein-folding chaperone binding.
AACGCGACGACGGACUACCAGAAGAUACAAAAUGACAUCCCGGCAGCGGUGGAGACGCGGCAACGGCCGGGUGCACAUUUGUCGGAGGACAAGCUCGGGAAGAAAGGAUUUGCCCAAUUAACCAAGGAGAACACGGCAUACAAGUUUAUCUGGUCUGUUCUUGUGCAACAGGACCAGGCUGAGGCGAAGAGCAAUAUGGAAACACGGCUGGAUCUCAUUCGCAGCAAAAUCAAACGCAUCGAAGCCCGGUUAAAGGACCUCGAUGAGCAGUCCGAGAAGAAGGCUGAGGUGAGCGGCACAGCUACUUUCUCUCCCGUUUGA